AUGUUCGGCUUGUGGGACGUCCCGUUUAACACGUUCUGCAACCAAGUAACCAGCAGCAAAGAUUCAUCGUCCAAAAUCGUGGCAGAUCUGCAAUCUAAGUUCUCCGAAGUGAUCACCAGUCGUAUGGGUCUGUGCACCAAGACCAAAGUGCAGUUGUCACUCCGUGGAAAUCCAAAACCAGUGUUCCGUGGUAAACGUCCCGUAUUCUACAGCAUGGAAGGUGUUGUUGAGGAUGAAAUCCAGCGCUUAGUCAAUCUCGGCGUCUUGCAACCGGUCGAUUUUUCGGACUGGGCCGCGCCGAUUGUGGUCGUCCGCAAACCAAACGGUACCGUUCGCAUCUGUGCCGACUUCUCCACAGGACUCAACAGUGUGCUGGAAGCAAAUCAAAAUCCACUUCCUCUGCCAGAGGAUAUAUUCACCAGCAUGUCCGGUUGUCGAUUUUUCACUCACAUCGACCUCUCGGACGCCUAUCUCCAGGUCCAGGUGGACGAAAAUAGCCAGCAUCUCCUCACCAUAAACACCCACAAAGGUUUGUUCCGCUUCACACGACUGUCUCCGGGUAUCAAAUCUGCCCCGGGAGCAUUCCAGCAGAUAGUAGAUGCCAUGCUAAGCGGACUUCAGUGCACUCGUGGCUACUUGGAUGAUCUUCUGGUUGGAGGAAAAUCGGAAGACGAACUGAACCGGAACGUACACCAGGUUCUAAGCCGACUCCAGGACUAUGGUUUCACGGUACGCAUUGAAAAGUGCCGGUUCAAUAUGCGACAAAUCAAAUAUCUGGGACAGAUCCUCGACACCGAUGGUAUUCGGCCCGACCCGGAUAAGGUUUCCGUCAUUGCAGCAAUGCCAGCACCGCACGACGUACCGACACUCCGCUCAUACCUGGGGGCGGUAAAUUAUUACUCCAAGUACAUCCCCGAAAUGCGCCAGCUGAGAUUUCCCAUGGACCAACUUCUGAAAACAAGAGUCAAGUGGGAGUGGAGUGGCGCGUGUCAACAAGCGUUCGACCGAUUUAAAAAGCUUCUACAAUCGCCGCUCGCUCUCACCCACUACGACCCGAAGCAGGAAAUAAUAGUCUCGGCCGACGCAUCAUCAGUGGGCAUUGGUGCACGAAUCGCUCACCGUUUCCCCGACGGGACUAUUAAAGCUGUUUGUCACGCUUCCCGCAGUUUGACCCCGGCUGAAACCAAUUACAGCCAGAUCGAAAAAGAGGGUCUAGCUUUGAUUUUCGCCGUGACACGCUUUCAUCGAAUGCUGUUUUGGAGGCACUUUACUCUCGAGACGGAUCACAAACCACUGUUGGCCAUCUUCGGAUCCAAAAAAGGAAUCCCUAUCUACACAGCCAACAGACUGCAGAGGUGGGCGUUGACAUUGUUGUUGUACGACUUCACCAUACAGUACGUUUCGACUGAUAGCUUCGGGCAUGCAGACGUUUUGUCUCGGUUGAUCAACACACACAUUCGACCAGACGAAGAGUUUGUUAUUGCGUCAAUUGAGCUGGAGAAGACCAUCCAUUCCGUCGUUCAACAAUCUUUGGAGGUGUUACCGUUGACUUUCAAGGCUAUUCAAGCGGAAACACAAUCCGAUCCGAUACUCAAGCAAGUUCUACGUUUCGUCCAGCAGGGCUGGCCGAAAAGCAAAUCGGAUCUCAGCGACACACAACUCCAGCAAUUCUACUUGCGUCGCGAUGGUCUGUCUUCUUCUUCGGGGUGCCUGACCUAUGGAGAAAGAUUAGUUAUUCCAGCAAAAUUCCACAAGAAAAUUCUCCCCCUGCUGUCUUCUUCUUCGGGGUGCCUGACCUAUGGAGAAAGAUUAGUUAUUCCAGCAAAAUUCCACAAGAAAAUUCUCCACCAGCUGCACAAAGGCCACCCAGGUGUGGAUCGAAUGCGUUCGAUCUCCAGAAACUACGUGUAUUGGCCUGGUAUCGACGACAGCAUCGCUUAA
This is a messenger RNA of Uranotaenia lowii, 1941 nucleotides long. RefSeq lists its product as uncharacterized. Lineage: Eukaryota; Metazoa; Arthropoda; Insecta; Diptera; Culicidae. The record is from RefSeq and is a predicted model, not a curated record. The transcript has a single exon. Bases 1 to 1941 code for a protein of 646 amino acids.